Molecule: messenger RNA, 199 nt
Organism: Racocetra fulgida
Lineage: Eukaryota; Fungi; Glomeromycota; Glomeromycetes; Diversisporales; Gigasporaceae
Source: the annotation of a GenBank genome assembly
GAAAUUAUCAAAAAGGUUCGUCAGUCUUAUACCUUUAAAGAGAAAGCCAAUGUCAUUCGAUAUGCUCUUCAUGAAGGCAAUCUUAGGGCCGCUGCCAAGUUUGGUUUAAAUAAGACUCAAGUUGGUCAUUGGGUAAUGAAGUUAAAGGAUAAACUUGAUGAGAUUGAUUAUAGCAAAUCUUGUCGUCUUGAAGGCGGUG